Xiphophorus hellerii (green swordtail) is the source of this 2443-nucleotide messenger RNA. Its product is annotated as lymphocyte cytosolic protein 1 (L-plastin). The transcript has 16 exons. Gene Ontology annotation, cellular component: cytoplasm; actin filament; actin filament bundle. Gene Ontology annotation, biological process: actin filament network formation; actin filament bundle assembly. Lineage: Eukaryota; Metazoa; Chordata; Actinopteri; Cyprinodontiformes; Poeciliidae. The record is from RefSeq and is a predicted model, not a curated record. Gene Ontology annotation, molecular function: calcium ion binding; actin filament binding. Bases 159 to 2018 code for a protein of 619 amino acids.
GUAGAUUUGAAUAGAUGUGCCGAGGCCCCUUCAGACCGAGCCGAUUCAGAGCCUGUCGAGCGGUGAGCAGCGACAGCAGCCGGACGGACGGAAAAACCACCCGCUUCACCUUCCAACCCCCUCGCCUCGUCUCUCAGUUUUAGGGUCCAGUUGCCAACAUGGCCGCCACAAAGAUCUCUGCCGAGGAGCUGGAGGAACUCAAAGAAGCUUUCGCCAAAAUUGACGUGGACGGCAACGGGUUCAUCAGCAAAGAUGAGCUCAACGAGUUGUUCAGGGCCGCCAACCUGGCUCUGCCCGGAUACAAGGUCCGGGAGAUGGUCCAGGAGCUGACCAGAACCAGCGACAACCUCACCUUUGAGGAGUUCACCAAGAUGGUGCACAGUCUGAAGAGCACGGAGGUGGCCAAGACCUUCAGGAAGGCCAUCAACAAGAAGGAAGGAAUCUGCAACGUGGCAGGAACGUCGGAGCAGUCCGGCACGCAGCACUCAUACUCAGAGGAGGAGAAGGUGGCCUUUGUGAACUGGAUCAACAAAGCUCUGGAGAAGGAUCCGGACUGUAAGCACGUCAUUCCGAUGGAUCCCAACAACAACGACCUGUUCACCGCCAUGGGAGACGGGAUCGUCCUCUGCAAAAUGAUCAACCUCUCCGUCCCAGACACCAUCGAUGAGAGGACCAUCAACAAGAAGAAGCUCACCCCAUUCACCAUCCAGGAGAAUCUGAACCUGGCUCUGAACUCUGCGUCGGCCAUCGGCUGCCACGUGGUGAACAUCGGGGCUGAGGACCUGAAGGAGGGCAGGCAGCACCUGGUCCUCGGUCUGCUGUGGCAGGUCAUCAAGAUCGGCCUGUUCGCCGACAUCGAGAUCAGUAGGAACGAAGCACUGAUCGCUCUGCUGCGGGAUGGUGAGAGUCUGGAGGACCUCAUGAAGCUUUCCCCGGAGGAGCUGCUGCUGCGUUGGGCCAACUAUCACCUGGAGGAAGCCGGCUGUGGAAAGAUCAACAACUUCAGCUCCGACGUCAAGGACUCCAAGGCGUACUACAACAUCCUGAACCAGGUGGCGCCCAAAGGAGACGAGGAUGGAGUUCCUGCCAUCGCCAUCGACAUGUCAGGAAUCAGGGAGAAAGAGGACCUGAAGAGGGCCGAAUGCAUGCUGGACCAGGCCGACAAGCUCGGCUGCAGGCAGUUCGUCAUGCCCGCCGACGUCGUCCGUGGCAACCCCAAGCUCAACUUGGCUUUUGUUGCCAAUCUCUUCAAUAAGUACCCAGCUCUGAAGAAGCCAGAGAACCAGGACAUCGACUGGAGCUCCAUCGAAGGUGAAACCAGGGAGGAGCGAACCUUCAGGAACUGGAUGAACUCUCUUGGUGUCAACCCUCGUGUCAAUCAUCUCUAUGCCGACAUUGAUGAUGCCCUCGUCAUCUUCCAGCUGUAUGAGAAGAUCAAAGUACCAGUAGACUGGGACAGAGUCAAUAAGCCUCCCUACUCUAAACUGGGCAGCAACAUGAAGAAGCUGGAGAACUGUAACUAUGCAGUGGAGCUGGGCAAGAAGGAGGCCAAGUUCUCUCUGGUUGGCAUCGCGGGUCAGGACCUGAACGCAGGAAACCGAACCCUCACCCUCGCUCUGCUCUGGCAGCUCAUGAGGAGGUACACCCUGAACAUCCUGGAGGAUCUGGGUGAUGGACAGAAGGUUGUGGACGACACCAUCGUAUCCUGGGUCAAUGGAACACUCACAGAGGCAGGGAAACGCACUAUCUCCAGCUUUAAGGACAUGUCUAUAAGCAGCAGUAUGCCGGUUCUGGAUCUGAUCGACGCCAUCCAGGCCGGAUCGAUCCGAUACGACCUGCUGAAGACGGAAGACCUCACAGAGGAGGAGAAACUCAACAACGCAAAGUACGCCAUCUCCAUGGCCAGGAAGAUCGGCGCCCGGGUGUACGCGUUGCCCGAGGACCUGGUGGAGGUCAAACCUAAGAUGGUGAUGACGGUGUUCGCCUGCCUGAUGGCACGUGGCAUGAGGAGAGCCUAAGGAGACCGGACGAAGCGCUCAUCUUUUCUUCUUUAAGCAAGGAGGCUGUGAAACUUUACAAACACAGCCUGUUUAAACUCAGACAAGACAAUAUCCUUUCUUCUUUAAGACACAUAAAAACAUAAAGCACCUGUACAGAACAAACAGUUUAACAAUAAUCCAAACCCGCCCCAGUAACUGAUCAGCUAAUCCCCAACAUAAAUUAGAGGCUUCAUAUUAAAACACAGUAUUAUUUAUUUGUGUUUGGGUCCAGUUGAUAUGAACUGUCAGCUUUAGAUGCCAUAUCAUGAAGAGUUUCUGCUUCCAUUUUAUCCCACUAUAUCUAAUUUCUAGGUAAAAAGCCAUAAUGCUCUUUACAAGUGAAUGGAUUCACCUUCUGAUCGUUCCAUGUCUACAAUAAAUAAAGAGAUUGUUUUUAUUAUAAA